This is a messenger RNA of Didymosphaeria variabile, 1197 nucleotides long. RefSeq lists its product as uncharacterized. NCBI's taxonomy places the organism in Eukaryota, Fungi, Ascomycota, Dothideomycetes, Pleosporales, Didymosphaeriaceae. Bases 1 to 1197 code for a protein of 398 amino acids. The record is from RefSeq and is a predicted model, not a curated record. The transcript has a single exon.
AUGUCCGGACUACACGAGGAAGAUGUGGGUGAGCCGGAUGGUGAGCCUGAAGAGAUUCGCAUGGCGAGGCUACACUCGCUGCUUACGAAAACCAAAGUUCCUUCCUCCACUGCAUCCACGCCACCAAAGAAGAAUGCGCGACGCACCCAGAUCGCUCUCAAAGACUCGCAGCACAAAAUCGCUGGUCAGCCCCGCGCUCAGAUAAUAGUCUUUGACCAAAGUCCGCCGCGCACUCCAACGCGCACUCACCGAAAGCCAUCGCCUCGCCUCACACGUGCAGCAUGGCGCGCGGCCGCCAUGUUCCAGUAUCGCCAGGAGGCGAUGGAGAUCAGGAGCCAACAGCCCGACAGACAAGCCGACAUAUUCCCCUUCUUAGCUCUCCCAGUCGAGCUUCGCAUGGCCGUGUACUUCGAGCUGCUAGUCACAGACAACCGCGUCCUGCCAAGCUGGCGCGGGCCCCGCAAAGCAACCAAACAGCAAAAGAGAAUGUACAUCAACAUCCUCCUAACCUGCAAGAUGUGCCGGGACGAAGGCGUACAAGUCCUCUACGGUGAAAACAUCUUCGACUUCGGCGAGAUCUGCAACCGACCCAACAACUUCUCCAAGCGGUUCAGCGAGCAUAUCGGUCCGCACAACGCCUCCCUGAUACGCAUCGUCUUCGCGGAAUACUCCGCCGCAGCUGAAGAGCUAUACCACACGGACAUCGCGGUUAUUUCCAAAUCGAAUCGCGGCCUCAUACCGAAGACCCUGCUCACAGUCUCCCACCUGCGCAGCUUCCUCUCCACCUUCAACAUCGCGCUUUCUAGCUUACGCCUCCUCGCCAUCAGUAUCAUACCCUACGGACACGACCAGGCGACCAUAGCUCUGCAAGACGUAGAUUUUCGCCUGAUGACUUCCCCGCAUCUUAGGGUGAAGUGGUGUGACGCGAAGAAUGACAAGGAUAGGCUGGGUCGCCUCGUCGACGACAUAUGCGACAGAGAAAAAGGACUUAUGAAAGCGGACUACUGGAAAGAUAUAGAUGGGUGGAUUGGGAUCAACUUUGCGCCGCCGAGUUCGGGGAGGGAGUGGAUUGUAUAUCAGGGUGUUCGCGGGAAGGAAGAUGUGUUAGAGGAGGGGAAGGAGGUUGGGACUGAAGACGAGCACGAAGAAAAGGAUUCGGAUAAGAAAGCGUCUGAAUUGGUGUUGCAUAGACGAUAG